CAAACAACAAACCAAUGCUUGUAAAGCGGUUGAAGCGAAAUGAUGGAAACGAUGUUAACGACGAUGCUGUAAGUAACGAAGGAGACGAUGAAAACUACAUGGAUGAUAUAGACAAAAUGAUGAUGGGUGACGUUAAUGCAAAGAACGAAACUAGAGACGUGAAUAGAUUGGAACAUCCUAAUUUUUGAAGAUGUUGAGAUAUCAUCAAAGAUAAAAAAUGACCCCAAAAAUCAUCUGUUUCGUUACUUUAGAAUUCAGACUUAAGAGGGCAUAUACGUUUAAUGAAUUGCAUUUUUAUGAAUUUUUUUUUGAGACAAGUGGACAAACAAUAAAAAUAGUACUCUAAAUACUUUUUGCAUAAUAAAGUACACUUUUUGUAGUUUCAUACAAAUAUCACAAUGAUUUUGUUGAAAAUUCUUCUCCCCCUUUACCGUGUAGUCAGCCGUGCAUAAUUCCGCGAUUGUGCACAGUCGUGUAUAAUUCGUCAAUAAUUUCUUUUUUUCUGUUUAAUUGAAAUGCAAAAACCAAACGGCAUUUUAAAAAAGAAUUUUAUUUGUGUAAGAAAUUUUUUUUGUAUCCGAUUUGUUAAAUUUAAAUUAAAAAAAUGUUUUUUAAAUAAAAAUAAAAUUUUCGCAAGAAAUCGGCACUUUAAAGGAUCGCCAUUUUGUUAAAAAUUUGAAUGUUAAAAAUUGGAUUUGACGGCAAAGAAAUUUACUUUUUUUUAAGAUGCCGUUUUCAUUUUUGUGUUUUAGAUGAACGGGCACAGAGAAAUUAUUAUUAUUGCGUGCAACGGCUGAAUCAUACACAGCUGAUUACACGACAAUGGAGAGGGGGAUUUUACAACAAAAUUAUUUGCCAUAUAACAAACCUGUAACGAACCACACUCGUCGGGCGACCAACGACCGCGAUUGGCCCGGUCGACCAGCCGCCGGACCGCAAUACGGGCAUCGGCCUGUGAUAGAACCCCUAUAAAAUCGGCGAGACAACGACGGUUUUGACGACUUGCCAGCAUCCCGACCGCUAAGAUACGGAGAUCGAAGGAACCCGAAGACUUACGGGGAUCCCCGAGCCUCCACCCGAGCGGGUAUAAAAGGCCGCUCCGGUGGAGGCACCGAGCAUUUCUCAAUCCACUAGCAUCCGGCACACCGAUCCCCCGAUACCAAGAGAAGACCUUUUGAACGACUAGUAGGAUAGAGAGUUCUCCGCCUUUGCCGACGGUUCUCGGCAUCGUUCGACUACAUUCUUAUCCCGAGCUAGCAAGCAAAGGAUAAAGAGUUCUUUGCCUUCACCGAGAGUUCUCGGUCGCUGCUCCACUCCUUAAAAACGGACGGACUAUCGAGGUGGAGAGUUCUCCGUCUCUCUCGAUUUUUGGGAGUCCGCAUAACGUUUCCAAACGCCUGUCAUAGCCAGCAGACGAAAUUCAUUCUCCGCGCACCGUCUACCUAAACACGGGCUACCACCGUCCAAUCGCGCCAGCCUCGAGCUCGAGCGCCCCGUCGUGCAGCCUACCACCGUAGCGUCUCGCGUUCUUCGAACACUACGGAACGCAUCGUGCGAUACAAACAGCUGAUCAACCAGCCAAAAGAACGCGUGGAAACACAAAACGUGUAUAUAGUAUGUACAUAAUGUAAAACAGCUUUAGUAUUAAAAUAUAUAGUAUUAAAUUCAAAACUCGAUUUUUGUUGUCUCAAAAACCUCUUUCUGCCCUGGCGCCGAAAAGAAAACCGACGAGUCUGUGCGGAAAACAAGGUUGUUACAUUGGCGCCCGAACAGGGACCGGGAAAAAUCGUGCCGUGAGACAGCAGAACCGCCGCGCCGCGAUACCACAAUCCAAUGCCUAAACAGUGGAUAUAUUUAGCGUUAAAAGACAAAUUAAAAGAUACGCUUGCGAAACUCGGACUAGAGACGCACGGUACUCUGGAUGAAUUACGACACCGCCUAAACGUUUUCGUGACACAACACCCGGAGAAAUUCACCAAUAUGUCCACACCGUCGGGAACUGACGGACAUACCCUAAGUCGCAAUAACACCCCCCGAGGAGGAAUUCUCCGUAGAAUCGCCGGCGAAAAUCAUGAAUCAGAUUUGGAAGUGGGGAUGCCAUUUUGACGGCAAGGAUCCGAUGUUUUUUCUUGAGAGAAUCGACGAAUUAAAAACGGAGUACGGUUACAACGACCGUCAGCUACUGCGAGGGCUCCUCGAACUAUUAAAGAGAGAUGCAUUAUUAUGGUUUCGGAAUAACCGACAGAAUUGGAAAAAAGAAUUUCGUGAGCGAAUUUCGUGAAUAUUAUCUACUGCGCCGAUACUUGACCCAGCUACGACACGAAAUUCAAUCUCGAUUGCAAAAAUCCGGAGAGAGAUAUCGGAAGUACGCCACAGGGGUCUUGACAAUGAUGCCACGGUCGCGGGGCGGGGGGGGGUACACGGUCGCCGACCAGCUCGAUACCCUCUACGAAAACAUGGAACCACGUUACAAGCUAUACGUGCGUCGCGACGAUACAACCCGCGUAAACGACCUGCUACGGCACGCGGAGGAUUACGAGGCGUUUGACGAACAAUACCGAGCGCGACAGGCCACAUCCAAGAGUACCGUUGCCGCUGCCGCGUACGAUAAAACCGAAUGUUGCUGGCGUUGUAAGCAGCGGGGGCACCCUCGACUGUCGAAGAAUUCCGAAGAAGUUCUGCUCGCAGUGUGGCCGGGACGGCGUUUAUAUACGCGAUUGUCACCCCCCGCCGAGAAAUGCCAUCGGGGUCGAGGGAAGCGCGGUCGCACCCUGCCCUUCCAAAUAAUUUAUAACCCGCGACCGCACCUGCCAAUUAGAAUACGCGGCCUGCCGUUCCUCGCGCUCUUGGACAUCGGGUCCGAGGCGCUUAUAAGUUCCCAUACCGCUGCACAGUGGGCUAGGAGACCAGAAAAAGUGGCCAAAAGUCGAUUCCAGAAAUAAGGUCACACAAAUGUCCUGUCUUAAUCUUCAUAGUCGAAAGUAGUUAUUUUGAAAAUUUCAUUCGAUUUGAUCGGUUGCUUUAUAUUUGACAACAAUAUAAACUUUUAAAAUCAUGGAUGCAAUCGAAAAUUUUACUUUUCAAAUAUUUUAUUAACAUUGUUGUAUUUCAGUAAACAAAAAAUCUUUUAUUGCUUCUCAUUCAUUAUUAUAUGUAGACAAAUCAUUAUAAUGGAGUUCAAAGUAAAUAGUGCUUUACUUUAGAAGCGAGAUUUUAGAGAAAA
Messenger RNA from Monomorium pharaonis (pharaoh ant), 3223 nucleotides. RefSeq names its product ADP-ribosylation factor-binding protein GGA3 (gene Gga). Gene Ontology annotation, cellular component: trans-Golgi network. Gene Ontology annotation, biological process: intracellular protein transport. The coding region runs from base 2214 to 2942 and encodes 242 amino acids. The record is from RefSeq and is a predicted model, not a curated record. The transcript has 2 exons. Gene Ontology annotation, molecular function: phosphatidylinositol binding; small GTPase binding; ubiquitin binding. Lineage: Eukaryota; Metazoa; Arthropoda; Insecta; Hymenoptera; Formicidae.